CGCAAAGGUGUUUGACGAACUCAAGAAGUUGCGCAAGGAUAUGGCCCGGAUGGCGCAACAACACCGUGACCAGUUGCAACAGUUUGCUAACUUGCAGCCGGCCCAAAGUGUCCUUCCGCCUGCUUACCCUGCUUCUAGUGCUGCGUGUCAAUUGGUUCUUGCCCCUCGAACCGUGUCUUCUUCUUCUUCUUCCUCUUCUUUGAGUGUGGCCAACAGCCUAGCCGGAUCUGCUGCAGGUCUAGACCCUGUUGUUGUUGCCGCUGCUGCUGCAGCGACAAGUGGUAGUGCAGGGCAUUUUGGAACUAUUGCAGCCCCGAAUUCGGACCCAGCAACUGUCGGUCCUAGCUGCAACUUUCCCUACGUGGACAGGAAGGCGACACAAAUUCUGUCUAAGUAUGAUGGGAAGGACGACAUCGAAUCUUGGAUCAACUCCAUGCGAUCCUGCUUUGAUGUGCUGGGGACACCGCCGGUAACUCAGUCGUCGGUCCUAGGGACCAAUGUGGAACCCGCCGUAAGGGGCUUCUUAGAAGUCCAAGCUGUAAAGUCAGGGUAUAAAAGAAUAGACCUGAACAAACGGUUGAAAGCUACGCCUAUAGCCGCACUCGAGGAAUUCUUGAUUAAACAAUAUGCCGAUCCACAUGCUGCACCCAAGGCUAGACUUAAGCUUGACAAGCUCAAAGACAGCAAGUGGACCGACACCAUGCAUAGUCUGCAGCAGUACGUUAGUAAAAGUUUUGCUACUCCUGAUUUAGAGAUGAGUGCGCAGUCUAGCUUGGAUGUGAUUAAAGGCAAGAACCGUUUUUCAGUGCACGAUCUACUUGAGGAUGACGAGGAGACCUUCGAAGAGGAUCCUUCUCUUGAUGACGAUCAAGAGCAAGGCUGCGAGGCAUCUUGCUCUUCGUCAACUCAUGCGUUUGAGUAUGUAAAUGACGAGGAAUCCAUGAAUGCCUUCAAGAAGAUUGCCUUCAAAAGUGGGUGCAAAGUCUUCAACAAGAUCGAUCUCAAGUCUGGCUACCACCAGAUUGAAGUAGACCUUGCAGACCAGCACAAAACUGCAUUCAAAACUCGCGAUGGGCUGUACGAGUUUAUUGUCAUGCCCUUCGGCCUCACGAAUGCACCGACCACCUUUCAAAGUCUCAUGGACAAGGUGUUCCGCAAUCAGAUCAACCAGUUUGUUGUUGUGUAUUUGGAUGACAUACUAAUCUUCAGCAAGUCGACGGAGGAGCACGUGAGAUAUCUUAAGGAAGUGUUGCAGAUCCUCAAGGAUGCGCAACUCCAUCUCAACUUGGAGAAAUAUGAGUUUGGGAGGGACAACGUCGUAUACCUUGGACAUCGAUUGUCUGCUGUAGGCCUAGAGCCCGAGGCAACCAAAGUUGAGGUCAUCCGCAUGUGGCCUCAACCGGCGAAUGUCCGCGAGUUGCGUUCUUUUCUUGGUCUUGCAUCAUACUACCGUAAGUUUGUACCCAACUUCUCUAUCAUUGCCCGAAUGCUGUCCAGAUUGACAAGCAAGAAUGUAUCCUACACAUGGAAUGAGGAAUGCACAACAACCUUCCAAGCAUUGAAGGAGGCUUUGGCGAGUCGUCCGGUGCUCUGCAUUGCAGAUCCCAAACUUACAUUCGUAGUAACUACGGAUGCCAGUUUGUAUGGGAUUGGUGCAGUGCUGCAACAAGAUGAUGGCGACGACUUACGUUCGCUAAAAUUCUACAGCAAACGUAUGCCUAGUCACAAGGUAGGUCCCUCCACUUACAUCGGAGACGGUCUUUUUGCAGAGGGAGGCCGUCACAGAGUGCACACUCUCUCUAGGUUUCUCUGUCAAGCAAAGAGCAGAUACGUUCUUCAGGAAGAAUUGUUGUGCCAGGGGCUCGGGGGUCUCGUGGGUCCUGCGUGCGAUUGUGCUAUAACGAGUAAGCAAGGCAGGAAGAGGACUGGUGGUGAGGCGAUGGCGACAACCACCGUGGCAGCACGAGUGGUUUCUUCCCAUGAGACAAAAUCAUUACUACUUUCAGCUCUAGCAUCACACCCCGCUGGCGUUUCCCCUGGUGCUGCCCGUGCCCAACGGCAAGCAGCUCAGCCAAGUGUUGCUUGUGCUGGUUCGGUGUUGGCAGCCGCUCAAAGACAGCCAUGGCUAGGGCCUUGCCGGUUCUGCAACGGCGGCUUGAGUGCAGCUGAUCCAGGAGCAGCAGGGCGAGUGGAGGUCAGGUGGUCGACACGGCCGUUGCAUUUCACCGUGCGGCGAACAGUCAUGGCAAGAUCUGCGAUGGAAGGUAGCGGCGGGGAAGGGGGAGCCGGAGCCCCGGAAGCUGGGGGCGCUGCAGGGACCGCGAAUACGGGGGGGUCAUCGUCUGCAGAAGCAUCGACCUCGACAGUGACAAAGAGUUCCAGCGCAGCAGAGACGGCCGCUGCGGCGUCAGAACUGGAGUCCAGCCGCCCACCCGUGCGCAAGGUUGUGAGGCGACGGGUGGCCACACCUGCACAAGAGGUGUUACCAACUCGAGGAGUUGAAGAGAAAGGAGUAACAGUUGAGGGUGUUGCGAAGGUUGAUCGAGGCGAUGAGGAAGGGAAAUGGCAACGCAUCGCAUUGCUUUGUGCCGGUGAUGUGGCCUCUCUUCUCCUCUUUGCUUUCAUUGGUAAAGUUAGCCAUGGUUCAGCUGUUGCCAGCUUUGAUUUUGUGCAAGUGGCGGCUCCUUUCGUCGCAGGUUGGCUCCUUUCCGCCCCACUGUUAGGUGGCUAUGGUGCAGGGCCGCGGGGGCUGAAGGGCGCUUUCCCUGCCGCGGGCGCGGCAGCAAAAUGCUGGGCAGUUGGUGUGCCACUGGGAAUUGUCAUCAGGGGUUUAUCCAAUGGGCAUGUCCCACCGAAGGCAUUUGUAAUCGUAACCCUGGGAACCACCUUUGUCCUGCUGGUUGGAUGGCGAUCGGCAUUUGCUGUUUUGUCAGGUAAAAAAGGGAAAAAAUCAGUAGGAGACAGACGCGGCAACCCCUUGGAGUUCCUUGAACUGCUCACGUCUCUCGUUAGAAGAUGGUGAAAGAGCAUGUGGUGUUCAGGUUGUCCAAAUCUUCAAUCACCUCAGUUUCCAAGCCCAUGAUUUUCUCCUCUAAUCACCAAGCGAGAGAGAGAGAGAGAGAGAGAGAGAGAGAGAGAGAGAGAGAGAGAGAGAGAGAGAGAGAGAGAGAGAGUGUCGGAGGUGGUAUUCUGUAGGAGACUAGGAAGUGCGGGUAGAGUAACCAAUGGCAUGUGUAGUGUUUCAGAAAACUCGGCAUUGCUCUGGAUUUUUGUUAAUGUUUAAGAAGGUAGCUCUGUUCUUAGUUGCGAUUCUUGGUCGAUAAUCUGUCAGACUCAACACGUAGCAAUAUUUGACAAUUCAGGAUUAUUCAGCAUUGAUCUGCGUUUUUGAUGGCGUUUAAGAAGAUAGCUUCUGUCCUUAGUUUGAGGUUCUUGGUUUGCGAAUCUGUGCUUCUCGACACGUAGUGAUGUCUGCGAUUAGAUUGUCCAGCAGGCAAUCAUGUCCAUUGCUGAUUGUGAUCACGUCCAUUGUUGACUGCAUUCAGCUAGAUCACCCAUCGUCGUGACUUUAUUGGGCUGGGACACUACCUUGUGGCUGCUCAUUCUUGAAGGAGAAUUUGGUUGGUGGAGGAUGGUAGCAGAGAAUUAGAACACUGAAGGGGAUCACUGAUGUGUUUGUGACUAGGGCAACCCAUCAUCCAUUAUUACUGUGUGAAACACAUAAAUGGGCCUUGAAGGAAAACACAUUUUGCAUUCUUACU
Molecule: messenger RNA, 3761 nt
Organism: Chara braunii
Lineage: Eukaryota; Viridiplantae; Streptophyta; Charophyceae; Charales; Characeae
Source: the annotation of a GenBank genome assembly